Molecule: messenger RNA, 1350 nt
Organism: Humulus lupulus (European hop)
Lineage: Eukaryota; Viridiplantae; Streptophyta; Magnoliopsida; Rosales; Cannabaceae
Product: chloroplast stem-loop binding protein of 41 kDa a, chloroplastic
Exons: 6
Coding region: 47-1258 (403 amino acids)
Biological process (GO): rRNA processing
Cellular component (GO): cytosol
Molecular function (GO): RNA binding
Source: RefSeq, a predicted model, not a curated record
AAUUGCUGGUUCUCAUGCAAUCGGUCACAAAACUGAGCCAGAGUCAAUGGCCACUCUAGCUUUCUCAUCCGCUCUGUUCUUCUCUUCUCCAUCCACCAAUAAGCUUCUUCAUCCAACUUACUCCAUUGUUUCCUCAUCUCCACGCCUCUCUCACUCCUCUGCUCUCUCUUCUUCUCUUUCUAUUUUCCCCACUUUUCUCUCAAAGCCUGUAUCAACAAGCUCCAGAAGCUUUAAUGUAUGUUCCUUGAGUGCCAAGGCUAGCGCCGCCGAGAAGAAAAAGGUCCUCAUAGUGAACACCAACAGUGGUGGGCAUGCCGUAAUUGGGUUCUACUUGGCAAAAGAGCUUCUGGGUUCUGGCCAUGAGGUCACAAUACUCACUGUUGGUGAUGAAGGCUCUGAUAAGAUGAAGAAGCCCCCUUUUAACAGAUUCUCAGAAAUUGUAGGUGGUGGAGGAAAAACCGUUUGGGGAGACCCAUCAGAAGUUGGCAAAGUUGUGGGAGGAGCAGCUUUUGAUGUGGUGUUGGAUAACAAUGGCAAGGAUUUGGACACAGUAAAGCCUGUGGUAGAUUGGGCUAAGGGCUCUGGUGUGAAGCAAUUCUUGUUCAUAAGCAGCGCUGGGAUCUACAAGCCAACUGACGAGCCUCCUCACGUUGAAGGGGAUGCUGUAAAAGCUGAUGCUGGUCAUGUUGGAGUGGAGAAGUACAUUGCAGAAGCAUUUGAUUCUUGGGCAAUAUUUCGUCCCCAGUAUAUGACUGGAUCUGGAAACAACAAAGACUGCGAGGAGUGGUUCUUCGAUCGAAUUGUUAGGGAUAGACCAGUUCCAAUCCCAGGUUCAGGGAUGCAACUCACCAACAUUUCCCAUGUAAGGGACUUAUCCUCCAUGCUUACUCUAGCUGUGGAGAAGCCAGAGGCAGCAAGUGGCAACAUAUUCAACUGCGUAAGCGAUCGAGCUGUAACUUUGGAUGGACUAGCCAAGCUCUGUGCUCAAGCUGCUGGUCGCCCGGUCAACAUAGUGCAUUAUGAUCCAAAAACCAUAGGGAAGGAUGCAAAGAAAGCUUUUCCUUUCCGUAACAUGCACUUUUAUGCCGAACCAAGAGCUGCAAAGGAAAUUUUGGGAUGGCAAGCUACCACAAACCUUCCUGAAGACUUGAAAGAGAGAUUGGAUGAGUACAUACAGAUUGGUAGAGACAAGAAAGAAGUCAAAUUCGAGUUAGAUGACAAGAUAUUAGAAUCCCUUAAGGUUCCAGUAGGUGUAUGAUUGAUCAACAAAAUUGCUUCUUUUCAUCUCCCUGUCGUUUGCUUGCUUGAAUAAACACUACACUGAAGACUGAGAUUAACAAUUUUUUUUUU